This is a messenger RNA of Paramisgurnus dabryanus, 2348 nucleotides long. The record is from RefSeq and is a predicted model, not a curated record. NCBI's taxonomy places the organism in Eukaryota, Metazoa, Chordata, Actinopteri, Cypriniformes, Cobitidae.
AUGGAGUUCAGAGAAACCUCAUACAAAGAACAAACUUCAGUGGACAAGAACGACCCUGAAAGUCAACAACAAAGUAAACAGCGGCAUAGUCAUAUAAGGCGUCCUUCUAAGACCCAUAACGUAACGACAAUUUCUAACAGAUUCGAUCCCCUAAGGAGUAUACCAGCUGAAACACCUUUUAAAAGUGCCCUGGUCAUUGGAGAUUCUAUACUCAGGAACACUAACAUUGAGGCACCAAACACCAUAGUCGACUGUAUACCGGGAGCCAGAACGUCUGACAUUAGAUCCAAACUUAAAGUGCUGGCUAAUGCUAAGCGGAAGUUUUCUAAGAUUGUUAUUCACGCCGGCACGAAUGACACUAGGCUCCGCCAGUCGGAAAUCACCAAAGAUAAUAUUAAGGAGAUGUGUGAAAUUGCAAAAACAAUGUCAGACAAUGUAAUAUGCUCUGGUCCCCUCCCCGCCUACCGGGGAGAUGAAACACAUAGUAGAUUAGUGUCUCUCAAUGGAUGGAUGUUAAAGUGGUGCCCUCAGCAUAAUGUAGGGUUUAUAGACAAUUGGAAGCAUUUCUGGGGAAGACCAUUUCUCCUAACCCGAGAUGGCCUUCAUCCGUCAUCGGAAGGAAGUGCUAUACUCACUAAAAAUCUGAUCAAUAGUCUUAAUUCUGAUAUAGUAUGACUAUCCAGGGCCCAGGUCAGGAAACAGACGGAUCGGCUUAACCGUCCAUCUGUUAGCUGCCGUGAUAUGUCAAGACCACUUAUAUCCCAGCACUUCGAGUCAAUCUUACCGAAAUAUCAGCACAUUUCAACUGUAUCUGUUCCCCGAACAAAUAAAUACAGGGCACCGCUUGUUACAUCUGGUACAAAUCUGAUUCAAAUAAAAUUAGAAAACAAUACAUUAACAGAUGAAUCUCGAAUCUUAAAAUUCGGCCUUCUUAACAUUAGAUCGCUUACCAAUAAAGAACCUAUUGUCAAUGAAAUAAUUACAGACCAAAACUUAGAUGUACUCUGUUUAACAGAAACCUGGCUUAAAGCAGACGACUACAUUAGUUUAAAUGAAUCCACCCCACAAGACUAUUAUUAUAAACACGAACCUCGAUUAAAGGGGAGAGGGGGUGGUGUAGCUACAAUAUACAACACAAUGUUUAAACACAAAGUUAGAAGUAUGGCGCGCAGCAUGGAAACAGAGUGUUAAACACUACAGACAGGCUAUUAAAACCGCCAGAUCUACAUAUCUUAGCAAGCUUAUAAAUGAGAAUCAUAAUAACCCUCGUUUCCUCUUUAGCACAGUUGCGAAACUGACUAGAAACAAAGAACAAACAGAAACCAAUAGUAAACUUCAACACAAUAGUAACGACUUCAUGAACUUCUUUUCUAACAAAAUUUCGGCUAUUAGGGAAAACAUCGUAGCUACCCAGGCAGCCACCACUCUACCCAUUAGUUCACUUAACACUAGACUACCAUACGAACAUCUUGAUUCAUUUAAACCUACUACAAUAGAUGAGCUCUCUAAACUAGUCACAUCAUCCAAAUCAUCGUCCUGUAUAUUAGACCCCGUUCCCACAAAACUACUUAAAGAAGUAUUCCCUGUAGUGUCAACCCCGGUUCUAAAUAUCUUUAACUCAUCGCUAGAAAUAGGAUACGUUCCAACAGCUUUCAAACUAGCAGUUAUUAAACCGCUGAUUAAAAAACCACAGCUUGACCAAGGAGAACUUAAUAACUUUAGACCAAUCUCAAAUCUCCCUUUUCUUUCGAAAAUAUUAGAAAAGGUAGUGGCAAGCCAGUUACGCACAUUCUUGACAAAUAAUAGUACAUAUGAAAAGUUCCAAUCAGGAUUCAGGCCCCACCAUAGCACAGAGACAGCGUUGCUUAGAGUUACAAAUGACCUCCUAUUAACAUCCGAUCGUGGUGAAAUCUCAAUUCUUAUAUUACUAGACCUUAGUGCAGCAUUUGACACAAUAGACCACAGAAUCCUACUCAAUAGACUAGAAAACUAUGUUGGUAUCAGUGGUCAGGCGCUAGCCUGGUUUAGGUCAUAUCUAACCAAUCGCUAUCACUUUGUUUAUGUAAAUGAGGAAGAGUCAUAUCACUCCCUGGUUAAAUACGGUGUACCGCAGGGAUCAGUUUUAGGCCCAAUCCUGUUCUCGUUAUACAUGUUACCCCUAGGAGACAUUAUCAGGAAACACAACAUAAGUUUUCACUGCUAUGCGGAUGAUACCCAGCUUUACAUCUCCUCGCAUCCCAGCGAAACACACACGUUUUCUAAGCUAAAAGACUGCAUUAGCGAUGUUAGUGACUGGAUGGCACAUUACUUUCUUAAGCUCAACUCCAAUAAGACAGAGGUACUUAUUA